AUGGCGGCAAGCCUCAUCGCGACAGCUCAUAGAAUACGGCAAAAAGCAGCCUCAGCCCUUUACCGGCGCGGGUUGGCUCGGUAUCGCCUCGGAGAUCACAGGCGAUCUCGCCCGGACCUCGAAGCUGCACUGAGAUCGAUCAGCAACUGGCGCAUGAACCAGGAUGGAGCUUCUGAAGAUGCCCCAGGCAUGCAUGAUCUGGAGCGUCGAAUUCGACAUUACUUGAUCGACAUUCGACGCACCCUCGAGCUCGAGAAAGCGAACUGCCAGAAAAUCUUUCUCAGGAAAGACAGCGAGAAACGACUCUACGAUGAUCGGCCUGAUCGACAAGAGCAGGAGACGGUGGAGGUAGACGACUCUGACGAAGCCAUUGAGGCCAAGCUACGUGCGCUGCGCGGUGGUGGGGGCUGGUGCUGCUGCGGGUACCGAACCUUGUGCAAUUGGGUCAAAGACUCCCCGCGAAGAACUGAGUUUAACAGCGGUCCAGUAAGCAUCACGCAGCGCAUCCACCAAGAACAACGUUUAACCGAUUUUAACCGCCUCAUGGAAGAUGCCGUGGAGCGGCGAGCAGCCAGAGCUUAUCUGGAAGGGAGGCAGACCGUGUCGCGGACCUUCUAUAGCGGCGAGGUGCUCUUUGUGGGCAAGGGUUUUGCCUGGAUCAAGCUGCUUGAUGCUCCUGGUGACGAGGUGCCAGAAUCCGUACUCGAGCAGCUCCGAGAGAUGACAGCAGCUGUCAAGAAGAAGUCGCGGACGCAGCUGCGGCACAGGAAGGCGAAAAUCGACGAAACUGUCGAGUAUGUGGUCUACGUCAGCGCAUUAGACCUGUCAGAUACACGGCCACUUCGUUUGGGGGCACAGGUCAAGAUGAGGCUCUACUCAGACACGCGCGGCGUCGGCGGUGAGGAUGUGGAGGUCACGGCUGAACCGGAGCUCCCAUCUCAGGUGGAAGAGCCGGAGGCUCCUCCAGAAGAGGAUGCUGAGGCUCAGGACCACAAACCGCGGUACAUGCGCAGCUUCGAAACCAAGGUCGCCGAGGAAGAGCGCCAGGUCCUGGACGGCAGCUACGAAGGAGAGGUCGUGCGUCGCGCAAAGACAUAUGCCUGGAUUCGGCCCGUUUCUUCUGAGAAGCUUCCCGAGCACGUCCGCCUCAAACUCAAGGAGAUGUGUGACGGGUUCCGGAAAAAGGCAGAGGAUGGCGGCCGUGGAAAGCCCUUUUGUGGAGGGAUUGAAGAUGACGUUGUGUAUGUUGCCAAUCCCGAUCUUUCAACGAAGGGCACUAUCCUCAGUGUCGGCAUGAAGGUUAGCUUCAAGCUGUACAUGGACAAGAAGGGUGUGGGGGGGUACGAUGUGACUGCCAGCGAGGAGCACAUCGAAAAGAUGCUGGAGGCGAUACGCAAGAAUUUCGAGACCCAGGAGGGCCGGAAGAAGUCGCUGCAGCUGCGCGAUGCUUUUGGCGAGGGCCCGGAGAGUUUCAAGGACGUUCUUUGGGUGGGGGAAUGCACACAUUCCUUCUCCUUGGCUGCAGGCCGGCUGGCUGGUGUCAUACCAUUUGCGGAUGAGGCGAGCCAUCCCUUCAGCUUGAACAAGGCAUGCUGGUGCUCAACGGAACUGAGAUGGCCAAGAACACUCGAGAAAAAACUCGAGCUGGACCUAGUGGAGAACAUCAAGCUGUUGCGAUCGAAGGAAGUUUGGUGCGCGGAUGACGUCAACGGAGUGAAACUGAAACAGACUUUGGAGAAGGCGAAGUGUCCGCACAGCAGCUUCGACACAAUCUUCUGGAUGAUGCCCUAUGUUCCGGAUAGACAGUGGCGUCCGCCUGCUAGUAUUUCUCAGAUGAUGUACUACUACAUCCAGGCCUUCCUGGAGAGUGCUGCCCACGUGUGCAAGGAGGACGGCCAGCUGGUUGUGGUUGUGACGUCAGCUCAGUGCUUGAGCUGGAACCUGUACAACUGCAAGCCGAAAUGGCAGGAACGAGAGCUGCAACCGGAGGUGUGGUGGUUUGACGUGGCCCCGUUUGAAAAGCACGGCUACCAAUCCCGGUUUGGCGAUGGCCGCGAUCGGUACGUAGACCACCCCGUUUUUCACAGGCUCUGCGACACGGUGGCUGUGUGCUGGAGGAUGAAUUCGUCUGCAUCCGCGCCUGGCGAGGAUGAAGCAGAAGUCCGUGGCGUUACAGAAGAUGACAUCAUGGAACGCAAGAAGCUCCUGGAAGAUGUUGGCAAAGAUCCCAGCGAGGUGCAGCAGCUGCAGCAUCAGCUGGUGGAGGCGCAGCGGCGCUUUGCUGCCGCAGCUGCUGGCACACCGCCGCCCCUGCCUCCAGCUGUGGCCUGGGGGCCGCCACAGGUCAACGAACCUGCAGAGGUCCUGGCUCCCUCGGACGUGGUCGUGGAGCGCCGGCGGCAGUUCGGGGACCGGCUGGUACGGCUCUGGGUGGAGGAUGUGCCCUUCCGCGGUGGUGCCCGGGUGCAUGCCAUGGACACAACAAGUUUUGUUCGAAGCGUGGUCGCUUCUGGUGACGGCUCCAUGAUCCUGCCGUGGCUGAUUAGAGAAAUGCUGAUGGAGGGAGGGGUGCUCAGCUGGUACACCAAUGAAUUGAUGCACGUGUCGAGGCAGCCCAUGGUUUCAUGGAGGGACACGGCCAUGGUGACACAGCACAGCAGCUGGAAAGAGGCCCCCUGCCUGCCAGGUGAACUUGAAGUGACGGUUCAACUGGAAGCCGGCCUAGCCCAGCAGGUCACGAUGGAGGAAUGCGGAAGGGUCUUUGGUCUCUUCGGAGAGGUAGCACAGCUUGACCUCACGCGUCUCCGCGAAACAGGAGCACUGCGUGUCUGUUUCUUCGAAUCCAAAGCAGCCCUGGCGCUACAAGAUUACCUGGACACCCACGGAAGUCUUUGGAGGUCGCCACCAACAAAUGGGGACUCCGUUGCCUUCCAUGCCUCCGGAAGUCCCGGCGGUUAUGGGUCUUGGGAGCCUGGCCGGAUUUCCAGUCGGCGACCAUCAGACUCACAGGAAGUGAGGAACUACUUGGAAAUCGACGAAGGGCGACUCCUCCGUGGUCAGGAAACGCGCUGUUCCUUGAUGAUUGGACAAGUGCCAAAAAACUGCGAUUCCGUCUUCCUGCUGGAGAAGCUGCGCGAGCUCGAACUGUUGCACAGACUGCGCUUCUUUUACAUGCCCAUUGACAAGAGUCGAAAGCGGCAUUUUGGAUAUGUCUUCUUAGAGGUGUCCACACCUCAGGACGUCAUCGCUCUCUUACGACUUCUACCGCGCUUGGGUGAGUUGUUGGGCACAUCGCGGUCGAACCGGCAGCUACACUUGCAUUUCGCACGGAUUCAGGGCUGGAAGAACUUCAUGCGCCAGUACAGCGAUCUGGACUUCAUUUUCGAGCCGAAUGCCAAUGUGCGACCACAAUUGUUCCUGCCGCACCGAUCGUCUGAGACCGACGGUGACUUCAGGGAUUUGUUGCCGUCAGAUCUGACCAAGACCUACUACCAGCAUUUCAAGCGCUUUAGAGAAUGCCAGGUCAUGUUCGACAGCUGGUGGCAGCGCUUGGCUCGGAGUCGUCAGGCCGCGCUCGCCGACGGGGACCCUCUGAGGGAGUUCCUCCUUUGCCUGUUGGAUGCUUCCUACUUCGAACUGGACGGCAUUGGGCAACUCCAGCUGCGCGUCCCGGCCGCGGUCCCGCCACUUCCACCGGUGCCGGACAAGGAGCUGAUUGAAAUCCUGUCUUACAAGGCGAGCUCACAUUCGAGCGCCGAACCGCUGACGAAGGACUGGAUCCGUGACAAGCUCUUGGUACCCAGAUCGGUUGUCUCUUCUAGUUCGUCUUCUCAGCGCAGCCGUGGAUGCGCGGCAUACGCGCCAAAGCCUCGUAGCAGCAGCGCCCGAGGUGCACAAAGCUCGGCGCGGGCUCGGCCAUCCUCCGCAAGGCCCUCCUCGACGCGGAGUGCAGCUCGCUCGAGCUCAUCUGGUCCUGUUCCAAGAUGGAGCAUGUCAGACGCAUCUGCAGAGGGCUCCUUCUUUAACGACUCAAGCGAACGGCCCAGCUCUCGCCAGCCUCCAGUGCCUGGAGGCCUCCGUCUUCGGCAUCCUCUGCAAGAACGUGAAAAGGCCAACCUUCCUUAUCGGGUCCCCCCGCCGGCGAAAAACGCUGAGCAGGAGGCAAAAGGGAAAGCGAAGGCGCCAGUUCCGCAUGCAGCGCACGCGCCAGCAUCGCACACGCCGGCAGCACAUGCGCCGGCAGCGGUCGCAGCACGUGCUGCUUCCAACGCAGCGUAUCCGAGCCAUCAGCGUCGCAGGCCGGCAUCGGCAAAGAUCCACAAACACAAGCGGGUGGCCGAGCCGGAAGAAGACAUCAUUUACGAGGACGUUGAGGGGCCGCACGUGGAUCGCGAGAUGCGCGCUCCCUGCAGCUCUGGGGACGCACAGGCUCCGGAGACGGAGCGCCCUGUCAGCGUCCCCAGCCACGAGGCAGUGGCCUCCCAGGCAAAGCGGCACCACCGUGCAUGGAGGCCUGCCUCUGCCAAGGUGCACAAGCACAAGCGCGUCGAACGCUGCGAGAACGCGGAGGACAUUUACGAUGACUUGGAGCCGAGCCUGGCGGAGAGCUCCGAUUUCUCCGGGCAGGAGGAUGCUGCCUCUCCUGACCAGCCCUUUGAGGACGCUGAAGAACUCGCGCCUCCAUCACAAGGUGUGGAUGUGUGGAUUCAUCAGGAGAGCCACGGUGAGGCAUUCCAUGGCCACUUUGAAUUCGUGGCACCCCGAAGAUCGUCUCCACUCAGCUUAGACAGCAUUGGCACCGGUGGCAUGGUUGGGGCCAUGGCCCAGGCUCUCAACCGCUUCCACUUCUGUUGUCCAGAGAUGCCUGAGUGUUCCGAUGCUGUGUGGUGCCUUUCUCGCCCGAAGCAUAUCCUUGAAGAAACCCGCUUGGCAGACGAGACGAUAUUGUAUUCUGGUCCGAUCCGCAUAAAUACCAUCUUGCUGCAGGCCGUGGGAAAGUGGUGGAAUGAGACAUACGAGUUCUGGGAUGCGCUAGAGAUCUGGAAUGCUCCGAGUUUACGAGAGGACAAGCGACCUGAGGCCCUCGAGCUCUCGCAAUUGCUGGAGCGAGUGAACGCUACAGCUCUCAAAGCGAAUGCUGAGACUGGUGAGGCAAAGACCCGCACCCGCCAGGACUUGUCCGAUCUGCUGGAGCUUCUGCCCGGCGUCACCAUCGCAUACUAUAGGAUGCGCUUCACCAGCGUCUUUGAUAAGGCGCCAGUGAAACGCGGACUCUCCAGUACCGCUGUUUAUGCAAAUCUGGCUCUGCUGGCAGUUUUUGUACGUGUGGUCGCACCGCGUUUGUUGGCUGCCGACAACCUGGACGAGUUUUUCGAGGCUGUGCAGCCUCUGGGAGUUCCUGAUCGUGCAUCCCUGAUGAGUAUACUUCAGUCUGUUGCUGCCUAUGAUACUGCCACGAAAAUCGGACUCUAUGUGUUGGCCUUCGUUGCCGAGAAGCUGCUUCUUGGCUACUCUUCUUCUUGCCUGGAAAGGCAUGCGCAGUUCUGGAAGAGAGAGCGGGAAGAACAAGAGGAGCCAGCAUGGUCGAAGAGGAACACUCCAUCUGGAUUCUCCAUGCUGUGUAGCUGUUGA
Symbiodinium sp. CCMP2456 is the source of this 5631-nucleotide messenger RNA. NCBI's taxonomy places the organism in Eukaryota, Dinophyceae, Suessiales, Symbiodiniaceae. The record is from the annotation of a GenBank genome assembly.